This is a messenger RNA of Nicotiana tabacum (common tobacco), 609 nucleotides long. NCBI's taxonomy places the organism in Eukaryota, Viridiplantae, Streptophyta, Magnoliopsida, Solanales, Solanaceae. The record is from RefSeq and is a predicted model, not a curated record.
AUGAGAUCAUCGACUACCUUGAGCACGGAAAGGUGGCCGAAGACCCGAAGGCAUCAUGGGCACACCGCACCAAAGCAGCUCGUUACAGCUUUUGAAGGACAGUUAUACAAAAGGUCGUUCAAAGGCCCGUUUGCCCAAUGCAUAGGAGCCUCCGAGGCUAGUUACGUCAUGAGAGAGGUUCACGAAGGAAUUUGUGGAAAUCAUUCAGGUGCAGAUUCGUUGGUGUUAAAAUUAUAUCGAGCAGGAUACUACUGGCCCCGGAUGGAGCAAGACAUUAAGGCAAUCAUUCAGAAAUGCGACAAGUGUCAACACCAUGUGCCGUUAGAAGCAGCCAAGGGCAAGUGGCCCGAUGAGUUACUAGGAGUGUUUUGGGCAUACCGAACGACGACCAAGUCGAGCACGAGAGAUAAACCUUUCUCUCUCGUAUACGAUGCAGAAGCUCUGAUCCCAGUAGAAGUAGGCGAAUUGACCUUGCGAUACUUCCCGAAGGAUGAAGAAACAAACAAUGAAGCAUUGCUGGACAAAUUGGAGUUGCUUGAUGAAUGCAGGGACUUGGCAUACAUAAGGAUGGUGGACCAGAAACAAAGAAUAAAAAGGUACUAUAACUGA